AUGAGUACACCACAAAGUGAACACCAAUUAGUUGAUGAGAGGACCCUUUUGUUGCCCACAAGCCAAAAUGAAGAAGCUCAAGCUGGGUUUGGCAAACCCAGCAGAGGAGCUUCUUUUCAUGGGUCUGUGUUCAAUUUGUCCUGCACAGUUAUUGGUUCUGGAAUUAUGAGCCUGCCUGCUACCUUGAACAUAUUGGGGCUCAUCCCAGGGGUUGCUUUGAUCAUCAUAGCUGCAUUCUUAACAGAAGCAUCAAUUGAUUUUUUGCUGAGAUUCAGCAAGCCUGGUUCAGCAUUUUCUUAUGGUGAUGUCAUGGGCGAAGCCUUUGGAAAAGUUGGGAAGGUUUUGCUUCAGAGCUGUGUUAUAAUCAACAAUAUUGGUUCUCUUACUGUGUAUAUGAUCAUAAUAGAGGAUGUGCUUUCUGGCUCAACUUCAAAUGGAGUUCACCAUGCUGGUAUUUUGGAAGAAAGCUUAGGGGUACAUUGGUGGACUGGACGUGCUUUCGUUCUUAUUGUCCUUACUGUUGUCGUAAUUGUUCCAUUGAUAUGUUUUAAGCGCAUUGAUUCACUAAGGUUCACAUCAGCUAUAUCAAUUACGCUGGCAGUUGUUUUUCUUGUUGCUGUCAUCGUAAUCACAGUGUACAAAUUAAUACUGGGAAGCAUAGAGGCACCUGCAUUGUUUCCUAGUGUUACUGGUCUGACUUCCUUUCUAAAUCUCUUCACUGCAUUUCCUGUUGUGGUUUUUGCUUAUGUCUGCCACUACAAUGUUCAUAGCAUACAAAAUGAGCUUGAAGAUUCUCGAAGAAUGCCAGCCAUUGUGCAGACUACAGUUGCUCUCUGUGCCUUUGUGUAUGUGAUGACCGGCGUGUUCGGGUUCCUCCUGUUUGGUGAAUCAACUCUUUCUGACCUGCUCUCCAACUUUGACACAGACCUUGGCAUUCCAUACAGCUCUGUCUUCAACGAUAUAGUUCGUAUAAGUUACGCAGGCCAUAUCUUACUUGUAUAUCCCAUUAUUCUUUUUCCCCUGCGCCUUAACUUGGACGGCCUUCUCUUCCCCUCAGCCAGACCGCUGGCUUCGGACAACGUGAGGUUUUCGUUGUUCAGCUCAGGGAUCAUUGUCAUCACCCUCUUGGGUGCAAUAUUCAUACCAAGCAUAUGGGUGGCUUUUGAGUUCACUGGAGCAACUGUUGGAGCUUUGCUUGCAUUCAUCUUUCCUGCUUGCAUUGUUCUCAAGGACCCUCAUGGCAUAGCAUGGAAGAAGGACAAGAUUUUGUCUGUCUUCAUGAUCAUUGUUGCUGUAGUGUCAAGUGUGGUAGCCAUUUACAGUGAUGCAUAUUCAUUAUUGACAUAG
Molecule: messenger RNA, 1347 nt
Organism: Prunus armeniaca (apricot)
Lineage: Eukaryota; Viridiplantae; Streptophyta; Magnoliopsida; Rosales; Rosaceae
Source: the annotation of a GenBank genome assembly